Messenger RNA from Diaporthe amygdali, 363 nucleotides. RefSeq lists its product as uncharacterized. The transcript has 5 exons. The record is from RefSeq and is a predicted model, not a curated record. Lineage: Eukaryota; Fungi; Ascomycota; Sordariomycetes; Diaporthales; Diaporthaceae. The coding region runs from base 1 to 363 and encodes 120 amino acids.
AUGGCCAGUUCAACUCAUGACGUCUUUGACAUCCGCAUUGCGAUGCUGGCCGGCAGAGUCGGAGCGGUUGCAAUAGGGCACGGCAUACCACUCAUUGUCAAUAAUACCUUCGGCAUGGUCGGCCGCUCGCUUAAUCCAUCACGUCUGCUGCUGACAUUGUGGGUCAUUCAGCGACCAAGUGGAUUCGUGACCAUGGCAUCAGCGUGGACGGUGAGGCCAUUCAUGGGGGCCACAUUGACUGAGGUGGCUGCAGCUCCAUAUUCUGGACAAAUCGGCGGGCUCUUUUUCCUCGGGUUCCUGGUGGGCUUGCUGAGCCUUCUGCUCGCUGAUAUCAUUGGCAUUCAGGGCGGCAAUGUUGACUAA